AUGUAUCAAGAUGCACUCUUUGAAAUCUUUACUUUCGGAAUGCCAAACGCUGUCUUUCUAGUUUAUUCCCUCGUUUGCAAGGAAUGGAAUUUUCUCAUCAAGCACAAGAAAUUCCUCCAAAAUUAUCAUCAACAAGUAAGCAAGGGAAUUAAUGAAUUAUUGAAUCCGAAACAGAUUGAAGAUCGGAUGUUUUCGUGUUGGUUGGAAUUUAUUUCUCACUCUCAUCCUGCUGAAUAUGAGAUGGGAAUGUUAUUGAAGAGGAGUUUGAUAUAUGAAUUUAAUGAUGGGAAAGAUGAAGCCGAAGAGGAAGAGGAAGAGGAGGAAAUAAACAAACAGACAAACAGAUUGAAGGAAUUUAAAUUUCCAUCCUCUUUGAUGAGUGAUAUUAGAUUUUCAUUGAUUGAUUAUAAGGGAGAUCGAGUUUCAUUGUUUAUUAGUGAACUGCUGGAUGAUUAUUCUUCGUAUAUUAGAAUGAGAGUUUGUUUGAAUGAAGAAAAGAAUGAAAUUAUGGCAGAUCAUCUUGUUCAUGAUAUGUGUAGAGUUGAUGAGAAGUAUCUUGAUGGAAAAUUAAUGUUAAACGUACCUUGGUUUGGAAAAUCAUUGAGGAAUUAUGUGCAAGUGUUCUCUGAGAGGGUGAUGUUGAAUAUGUUUGAGGGAUUUACAAGAGCCAUUCUCAAUGUACCAUGUAAUAAGAGAGAUUUGAGAUUGAAAUCAAAGGCAUUUGCUUCGUUUUUUGGAACUGCAUUCUUUGAUCCAUUUAUUCAGAAAGUUGAUAGAGCCAUUCAAUCUGUUGCUGAAAGGAAUAUUCUCUUGGUGAAGGCAGUGAAAUCAAAUAAUAGUUCUCUAUCGUACAAGUUAUUGGAUAUGGGCUAUACAUUGAAGAGUAUUGAGGAAUUGGAAGAGUGCUGUAUUGUUGUGCCUACAUUUCUGAAGAAGGGUCAUUUGGAGUUUUUACUGGAAUAUUCUGAACGAUUUGGAUUGGAGUAUAAACCAUUAAUUGAAAGGAAUUUAAGGAAAUUAAUCAGAUCAGGAUGGGAAAUUCUAAUGUUUCUAAUUGAGAGAGGGCUCAUUUCCAACAAGUAUCUCUUUUUUGUUUUGAAUACAGAAACAGGAGAGCCUUAUUUUGAAAAAAUUGACGAGUUUAAGAUUUCAUUUCCAGAUAUUAUUUGUCCCUUUGACAUUAGAUGUAAAGAAAUGGAGAAUGAAUUUUAUGGUCGUAAAUUCCUCAUACUAUUCCACAAUUCAUAUUCAGAACUUUAUUCUAGAGAUUAUAUGAUAGAUUUUACUUCCAAAUAUCCAAGUAUUGAUAUAGAACUGAUGAAAAUACCAAGAAGGCUCAUUCGCUCAAAAGAUUCAAAGAGAAUUUUAUCAAAUCAACUCAAAUCCUAUGAUCAUGUAAUUUACUACUUUGAUGAAAUCGAAUUCAAAAACAGAGAUCAUUAUCUUGGACUAAUUUCAAAGAAUGCUCACUGGAUGCAAUCGGUAGGCAUCCCAUUCUCGUUUGCCCUUUCGUCCAACAAUUUGAUUUCUCUCCAAUUUGUAAUGCAAUUAACAUUCUCAUUUGACAAUUCGAAAAUUGCAAUCAUGACCGAUGAUUAUGAAGCUAGUUAUGCAAGAUUACAUAAUUUACUUCAAUGUUCACUAUCUGCCUAA
This is a messenger RNA of Naegleria gruberi, 1653 nucleotides long. RefSeq lists its product as uncharacterized. The coding region runs from base 1 to 1653 and encodes 550 amino acids. The transcript has a single exon. The record is from RefSeq and is a predicted model, not a curated record. Lineage: Eukaryota; Heterolobosea; Eutetramitea; Acrasida; Naegleriidae.